AUGGAGUUGGCCCUGAGUGGCCUUAGAAGCAGCAAACUGGUCCGCUGGGCACUGUCGAGCAGAUCGGACCCCACGUCGGAAGGAGUUGGGAAGGCCUGCUUCAAGAUGCAGACUGACGUAAGCGUCCUGACCACGCUGGAACGAAGGUUCAACCUCCAGAGUGCUGACGUGGGAGUGAUUGCCAGUAGCUUCGAGAUUGGGAACUUGGCCCUCAUCCUGUUUGUGAGCUACUUUGGUGCCCGGGGACACAGGCCGCGUCUGAUUGGCUGUGGUGGGAUCGUGAUGGCCCUGGGAGCCCUCCUCUCGGCUCUCCCCGAAUUCCUGACCCACCAGUACGAAUACGAAUCCGGGGAGAUUCGGUGGGGGGCCGAAGGGAGGGACGUGUGUGUGGUCAACGGGUCGACCAGCGACGAGGGACCGGACCCGGAGCUCAUCUGCAGGAACCGGACCGCUACGAACAUGAUGUACUUGCUCCUCAUUGGAGCGCAGGUCCUCCUAGGGAUCGGUGCUACCCCUGUGCAACCUCUCGGAGUUUCCUACAUCGAUGACCACGUGAGGCGGAAAGAUUCUUCCCUGUACAUAGGGAUCUUGUUUACAAUGCUGGUGUUCGGGCCAGCCUGCGGUUUCAUCUUGGGCUCGUUCUGUACCAAAAUCUACGUGGAUGCUGUCUUCAUCGACACAAGUAAGCUGGACAUCACCCCCGAUGACCCGCGGUGGAUCGGCGCAUGGUGGGCGGGCUUCCUCCUCUGCGGUGCCUUGCUCUUCUUCUCCUCCCUCCUGAUGUUUGGCUUCCCGCAGUCCCUGACCCGCCGGCCGGAGCACCUGGCCGAGGCCGAGGAAGCCAUGCUCACGGACCAGGACUACGAAAGGCCCAAGCCGAGCAACGGGGUCCUCCGCCAACACUCCCUGGAUGCGGAGGACGGCAGCUCUUGUCUCCAGCAGCUGAGAGUGAUCCCGAAAGUAACCAAGCACUUGCUCUCCAACCCCGUAUUCACCUGCAUCGUCCUGGCUGCGUGCAUGGAGAUCGCCGUGGUCGCCGGCUUUGCAGCCUUCCUCGGGAAAUAUCUGGAACAGCAAUUCAAUCUCACAACGUCGUCGGCUAAUCAGCUGCUGGGCAUGACAGCGAUUCCAUGCGCCUGUCUGGGCAUCUUCCUGGGGGGCCUCUUGGUCAAGAAGCUGAGCCUCUCUGCCCUCGGAGCCAUCAGGAUGGCCAUGCUCGUCAACCUGGUGUCCACGGCAUGCUACGUCUCUUUCCUCUUCCUGGGCUGCGACACGGGGCCCGUGGCUGGCGUUACUGUUCCCUAUGGAAACACCUCUGCGCCAGCCUCGGCCUUGGCCCCAACUACCGCCUGCAAUAAGGACUGUAAAUGCCAAACUGAUUCCUUCACUCCAGUCUGUGGGGCCGACGGGAUCACCUACUUAUCCGCCUGCUUUGCUGGCUGCACUAGCACGGUAAUCCCGGAUCCCCUCUCCCCUACUCUCUAG
Messenger RNA from Gekko japonicus, 1485 nucleotides. Its product is annotated as solute carrier organic anion transporter family member 3A1-like. The transcript has 7 exons. Gene Ontology annotation, molecular function: protein binding. Gene Ontology annotation, biological process: transmembrane transport; sodium-independent organic anion transport; prostaglandin transport. Gene Ontology annotation, cellular component: membrane. NCBI's taxonomy places the organism in Eukaryota, Metazoa, Chordata, Lepidosauria, Squamata, Gekkonidae. The record is from RefSeq and is a predicted model, not a curated record. Bases 1 to 1485 code for a protein of 494 amino acids.